UUUUGGUGCUCAUUUUUAACUUAAUUUGGUGUUUUUUUAUAUUUUUUUGGCCAGAGAAAAAAGGAUUAAAGUGAAUUGUUUUGUUGUGGUUAAUUUUUUCUUCACGGAGUUUGGAAUACUUUGAUUAGCUUACAAAAUUGAAGUGAAUAAUAGUGGCUCAAUGGAAGCAAAUGGUACAAUUGGUGAUGGCGGUGGAACACCAGAUCAUCAUCAACACGACGAGAAUGAUGGUGGUCUGACACAAGUCACAACAGUGUCAGCCAUGGUUGACACAAAUCGAUCUCCACAACAAACACAAACACUCCAACAACAACAAGCACACCAUCAAUUACAAACACAACAAUCGACAUUAUGGACGAAACGACAGCAAGCCGUUUGUGUACGGCAUGCAUUCAAACAUUAUGGUUCCAAUAAAAAUCCAAAUCAUGUACUUAGUAAUUUAAAUAUGACUGUUGGAAAAGGCACAAUUUAUGGCCUGUUGGGUGCAUCAGGUUGUGGUAAAACAACAUUACUAUCAUGUAUUGUGGGUCGACGGCGAUUAAACACAGGUGAAAUAUGGGUAUUAGGAGGAAAACCUGGUACCAAAGGUUCUGGUGUCCCAGGUAAACGAGUUGGUUACAUGCCCCAAGAAAUUGCUCUCUAUGGUGAAUUCUCAAUAAAGGAAACGAUGAUGUACUUUGGUUGGAUAUUUGGCAUGAGCACUGGCGAAAUACAAGAUCGUUUAACAUUCUUAUUAAAUUUUUUGGAUUUACCAAGUCAAAAUCGUUUAGUUAAAAAUUUAAGUGGUGGUCAACAAAGGCGAGUAUCUUUUGCUGUUGCUUUAAUGCACGAUCCAGAAUUAUUAAUUUUGGAUGAACCAACUGUGGGUGUCGAUCCAUUAUUACGUCAAAGUAUAUGGAAUCAUUUAGUUCAAAUUACGAAAGAUGGCAAUAAAACUGUUAUCAUCACUACACAUUACAUCGAAGAAGCCCGCCAAGCACAUACUAUUGGUUUAAUGCGAAGUGGACAUCUUUUAGCUGAAGAAUCACCACAUAGUCUGUUAACAAUGUACAAUUGUUUAUCAUUGGAGGAGGUAUUCUUAAAAUUAUCCAGGAAGCAAGGUCAAACCACACAACAAGAAUUGAAUAUCAGUAAUAAUAUUAGUAUGGCAUCAUUAAAUUGGGGUAAAAAGGAUGAUCCCGUUUAUGUAUCCCAAGAAAGUGGUGUUGUUGGUCUUAAUUUCCACCAGAGUAAAGAAGUUUUAAUACAAGAUUCCAAUGGGCAUUUAGAUCAAACCGGGAAAACAUUGGAUCAAAAUGGAAAAACAUUGGGUGUUACAAAACCAGAAUUACCUGUUGUGGAUUGUGACGAUUGUGGUUCAUGUGACGGUUGCUUCCAAAUAACAACAAAAGGAAAAAUUCGUGCAUUGCUAGUCAAAAAUUUCCUACGAAUGUGGCGUAAUGUUGGUGUAAUGUUAUUUAUAUUUGCAUUGCCGGUAAUGCAAGUCAUAUUGUUCUGUUUGGCUAUCGGUCGUGAUCCUACUGGUUUAAAAUUGGCUAUCGUUAAUCGGGAAAUGAAUUAUACAAAUGCAACAUAUCAAGAUUGUCCGAUUGCAGGUGGAUGUAGUUUUAAACGAUUAAGUUGUCGAUAUAUAUCGCAUCUAUCGAAUGAUACGAUAAAUAAAAGGUUUUAUCCGGAUCCGGAGUCAGCGCUGGAUGCGGUUAGAGCCGGUGAAGCGUGGGGUGCACUGUACUUUACUGAAAAUUUCACCGAUGCUCUAGUCGCUCGAAUGGUGCUGGGUCGAGAUGCGGAUGAAGAAACUUUGGAUCAAUCAGAAAUUCGAGUAUGGUUAGAUAUGUCAAAUCAACAAAUUGGGUUAAUGUUAAAUCGUGAUCUGCAAUAUUCGUACAGAUCAUUUGCACAAAAUUUGUUGGAAACAUGUGACCAGAAUCCAAAAUUAGCUGAUGUACCAAUACAAUUUAAGGACCCUAUUUAUGGUUCGAAUGAUCCAUCGUUUACAGAUUUCGUUGCACCUGGUGUUAUUUUAACUAUUGUGUUCUUCUUAGCUGUUGCUCUAACAUCAUCAGCCUUAAUUAUUGAAAGAACAGAAGGGCUUCUUGAUCGUUCCUGGGUUGCUGGCGUCACCCCAACCGAAGUACUAUUUUCGCAUGUCGUCACUCAAUUCGUUGUCAUGUGUGGUCAAACCGCAUUAGUAUUAAUUUUCAUGAUAAUUGUAUUCGGUGUCGAAUGUAAAGGUGAUAUUGGAUGGGUAAUAGCCUUAACCAUUCUACAAGGUUUAUGUGGUAUGUGCUUCGGUUUUGUCAUAUCUGCCGUUUGUGAGCUAGAACGUAACGCCAUCCAACUGGCACUUGGUUCAUUUUAUCCAACACUUUUAUUAAGUGGUGUAAUAUGGCCUGUCGAGGGUAUGCCAAUUGUUUUACGAUACAUCUCCUUAUGUUUACCAUUAACAAUGGCCACAACAGCCACACGAUCAAUGUUAACACGAGGUUGGAGUAUCGAUGAACCAGAUGUUUAUAAUGGUUUCAUUUCAACGAUAAUAUGGAUUGCAUUAUUCUUAUCGAUAAGUUUGGUGGUACUUAAAUUCAAACGUGGAUAAACGCUUUGAAUGCAUUUUUUUUUAAUAAAUUUAGACUGUUCUUCUGUUUAAGAAUUUUUUUUUAUUUUCAAAGCAUUUUAUUUUUUGGAACACAAUUUGAAAACCUGCAGAAAUGAUUUUUUUUGGGUGCUAUUGCACGAUAAAAGAACUUUUAAUGCCAUAUAUAAACCAUUUAAAGUGCCUUUGAGAUAAAUUUUCAAAUUGUGUAUCAACAUGCGUUUAGCUCGAAUGAAAAAACAUUUCAACGAUUAUUUUCAAUCGUUUUUUAGAAAUAUGUGUGAUUUUU
This is a messenger RNA of Chrysoperla carnea, 2882 nucleotides long. It is a transcript of the gene snu, whose product is annotated as ABC transporter G family member 23. Gene Ontology annotation, molecular function: ATP binding; ATP hydrolysis activity; ABC-type transporter activity. The record is from RefSeq and is a predicted model, not a curated record. The transcript has 10 exons. Gene Ontology annotation, cellular component: membrane. The coding region runs from base 161 to 2596 and encodes 811 amino acids. NCBI's taxonomy places the organism in Eukaryota, Metazoa, Arthropoda, Insecta, Neuroptera, Chrysopidae.